Triticum dicoccoides is the source of this 1509-nucleotide messenger RNA. Its product is annotated as glucan endo-1,3-beta-glucosidase-like. Bases 5 to 1186 code for a protein of 393 amino acids. The record is from RefSeq and is a predicted model, not a curated record. Gene Ontology annotation, biological process: carbohydrate metabolic process. NCBI's taxonomy places the organism in Eukaryota, Viridiplantae, Streptophyta, Magnoliopsida, Poales, Poaceae. The transcript has 2 exons. Gene Ontology annotation, molecular function: hydrolase activity, hydrolyzing O-glycosyl compounds.
CACCAUGGCGACCCCGCCAAGGCAUGGUUGCAUGCUCCGCGCGGAGGUGGUCAUAUGCGUAUUCCUCGUCAUAGCACCGUUCAGCGCGGCGAUCGGUGUCAACUACGGUACCAAUGGUGACAACCUUCCGUCGCCGGCCAAGGUUGCGGCAUUCCUCGUGACCAGCACAAACAUUGAUCGUGUAAAGCUGUUUGACACCAACCCGGACAUUGUUCGGGCCUUCGCCGGCACGGGCAUCUCGGUAAUAGUCACAGCAGGCAAUGGCGACAUCCCUGGCCUCGCCACCCAGACCGGCGCCGACUCAUGGGUCGCUACCAACAUCGCGCCAUACUACCCCUCGACAGAUAUAUCUCUCAUCGCCGUGGGCAACGAGAUCAUGGACACGACCGACAAGAAUCUCAUCGGCAAGCUCGUCCCCGCCAUGCAGAUGCUCAAGGAUGCGCUCGUCACGGCUGGCUACAACGAAAUUCGUGUUUCCACGCCAAGCUCACUCAGCAUCCUGGUAGACUCCCAGCUGCCGUCCGCGGCUCGGUUUCGCGACGUCUGGGAUGACGCCAUCUUCACGCCGAUGCUCCAAUUUCUCCGGCAGACCAAGUCGCCACUCAUCGUGAACAUGUACCCGUACUUUGGAUACAACGGUGACACACUACCGUAUGCACUGGCGCGGCCGAACCCUGGCGUGCUAGACACGGGUACGGGCAUCACGUACACCAGCAUGUUUGAGGCACAACUUGACUCGGUGUACUCGGCAAUGAAGAAACUUGGGUUUGAGGACGUAGAGAUCCUGGUGGGGGAGACCGGGUGGCCGACUAAGGUGAUGGACGGGCAGAUCGGCGUGAGCCAGGCCGAGGCAGCUGAGUACAACAAAUAUAUCUUCCGUGAGGUUAGUUCCGGGUCAGGCACACCGCUCAUGCCAAAGCGGAAGUUCGAGACGUACAUAUUCACGCUCUUCAACGAGGACCUCAAGCCCGGGCCCGUGGCUGAGCGAAAUUUCGGGAUGUUCCAGUCAGACUUCACGCCGAUGUAUGACAUUGGCAUCAUGAAAGAUUCGGUCAAAACAACACCAGCGCCAGCGUUGGUCGUCCCAGCGACGUCGCCGAAAGUGGCAGCAACGCCUAUACUCGCCACUGCUGAUGCGUUGGAGGCUGCAGUGCCUGCAAAGGUGAACGGCUCGAACAACGCCUAGGCGUCCGCGCCAGCAUCGCCGCCAGGCAACAAAUCCUUGACCAAUGACAGGAUGCCUAUGCGUGCCCAGACGCUAGUUGACGCCUGACGGUCCACUUCUCUCGGAUUUUGACAGGACACUUAGAGCAUCUCUCAAAGAUGUAAAACAGGAGAUGUAAAAAUUUACAUUUUCAAAAAUUAUUUUAUACUUCUCUAAAAAAGAGGCAACUUCAACAAAAGAUGUACAUUGGAGAUGUAAAACAGCAACUCCAAUAGGAGAUGCAAAUGGAGAUGUAAAACUAUACUUCAACUAGUACUUCAUUUGAAACAUGUAAAUUCAAACAC